GGGGGAGAAGAUGACCGAGGAGGGCCGCCCGGACGAUGACAGCUAUAUUGUUAGAGUGAAAGCCGUGGUUAUGACCCGGGAUGACUCCAGCGGGGGAUGGCUCCCGCAGGAAGGAGGUGGUCUCAGUCGAGUUGGCGUCUGCAAGGUUAUGUACCCAGAGAACAACGGCAGAAGCGGAUUCCUGAUCCAUGGGGAAAGGCAAAAAGACAAGCUGGUGGUACUGGAAUGCUACGUGAGAAAGGACUUGAUUUACACUAAAGCAAACCCUACCUUUCAUCACUGGAGAGUUGACAACCGCAAGUUUGGGCUGACGUUUCUAAGCCCUGCCGACGCGCGGGCGUUUGACAGAGGCGUCAGGAAAGCCAUCGAAGAUCUCAACGAAGGAUCCACGACUUCAUCUUCCACUAUCCACAACGAGACCGAAGUCGGGGAUGACGACGUCUUUACAAACGCUACGGACAGCUCUUCUAAUUCUUCUCAGAAGAGGGAGCCACCUUUGCGAACACUAGUAUCUCCUCCGUCCUGCGAGCAUCACCGAAUCUGCACCCUGGGACACCUUCAUGACCAGUUUAGCUCUGACCACUAUCAUCUAGAACAAUCACUCCCAAGAUCUUAUCGACACGUCAGCUUCCCAGAUGACGACGAAGAAAUUGUACGGAUUAAUCCACGGGAAAAGAUCUGGGUGACGGGUUACGAGGACUACCGCCAUACCCCUAUGCGGGGGAAAUACAUCGACCCGGACGAUGGGGACUCGUAUGUUCGGUUUGCCAAAAGCGAGGCCCCCAAACACGAUUACACUUACCCUUACGUGGGCAACUCGGACUUUGACCUGGGAGAUGACAUCAAAGGUGCUGUGGUAAAGACACAACCUGCCCGGUGCAAACAAGGGCGGUGGAAGGAAGACGGGGAGAGGUCGCGAUGCCGCUAUUGCAGGGACAUGUUCAAUCAUGACGAAAACAGGCGGGGUCAGUGCCAGGAUGCGCCUGACCGAGUGAGGAGUUGCAUCCGCCGAGUCAGCUGUAUGUGGUGCGCAGAUAGUAUGCUGUAUCACUGCAUGUCUGAUCCCGAAGGAGACUAUACGGACCCUUGUUCUUGUGAUACCAAUGAUGAAAAGUUUUGCCUCCGGUGGUUGGCCCUUAUCGCCUUGUCCUUUAUCGCCCCUUGUAUGUGCUGUUACCCACCUUUGCGGGCUUGUUACCACUGCGGGGUCAUGUGCAGGUGCUGCGGCGGGAAACACAAAGCGGCUGGAUGA
This is a messenger RNA of Euleptes europaea (tarantolino), 1252 nucleotides long. It is a transcript of the gene SPRED2, whose product is annotated as sprouty related EVH1 domain containing 2. The transcript is spliced from 6 exons. Gene Ontology annotation, cellular component: membrane. Lineage: Eukaryota; Metazoa; Chordata; Lepidosauria; Squamata; Sphaerodactylidae. The record is from RefSeq and is a predicted model, not a curated record. Bases 11 to 1252 code for a protein of 413 amino acids. Gene Ontology annotation, molecular function: protein kinase binding. Gene Ontology annotation, biological process: multicellular organism development; negative regulation of MAPK cascade.